CAGAAGGCACCCAAGAGGCAGGCGUCAUCGCCGACUGGUGACGUCCACCUCUUCCAGUGGCGGCGUGCGCAAGCGUCCGAGUGGCGACCGCCGAGCUCAUCUUCGUCCAACGCCAUUCGUCGAAGACGACAGCUGCGUUGCGUUGGUCGGCCAUUGCAUAAUCGUGAAGCAUGCGACAAAGACCCGCCCCGGACCACGAUAGCACGCGCACUUGGUAGAGGGCAGAAAUUGCGCUGAUUUGGAACAGAAGGCGGCAGCACAAGGAAGAAGAAGUAGAAGAAGUGUUCGGUGGCCUCUCGUGGAGCUCGUGGAGCUCGUGGAGUCGCUCGCUCGUGGAGUCUCGUGAGCUUCGACGUGGCGAACUGACUGUCCUGUUCUCUGCGGGGAUUCUCUGGCCUCGGAUUCUCUGGUUCUCUGGCCUUGGUCCUGUCCCGGAGCGUUCCUGGAGCGGUGGCCCUGUCCUAUUCUCUGCGGGGAACUGGUCAACGCCUGCACGGACUGUUUCGGCAGCCAUGCUUUUCGCCCUCGUGGUGGCAGUCGCAGCGGUCUUGCUCCUGCUCAAGCCGGUCACCCACACUGUGGUGAAGAGCACCAGGCUGCUGCUUGGGUAUUGCCGCCACUACCUGAUCGAAAGCACAGCUGACGGUGCGGGAACGGCAAUGGAAGUCAAAAGUCAGAUACGCUUCCCCAGAAGUCUUUAUGACAGCGUGCUGCUCGCCACCUUUCUGGGGCUCCUCGCUCUGGCGUGCGCCCUGUACCAGUGGCGACGGCUUUCCCGCACGCGGGCGCACCGUGCGGGAGCUCUCGUUGCCCCCAGUCACCGAUAAGCCGGCGAACCAGACCCAGGUCAUCCUCAAGACAACGCGCAAGAUACCGACACCGCCUCCACCUUGACCUCUGGCACGGGCUUCCUCGAAGAUGACAAUCUGCUGAGCUCUGAACACACCACGCCGACUCCGGGGCACCUGUCCGCUAACAUAGGCAUGGAGCUCACAAACCUGCUCGCAGCGUGCGGUCAGGUGUCAUUCGUCACGUUUGACCAGCUCUUCAACAGCAUUGUCUCAAGAGAGGAAGACGAGUUCGAGAAAAUUGCCGAGGGCAAGAACUCGGAGGUGUUCCGCGUCCACAGUUACACGGGCGACAGCGUGCUCAAGGUGGUGAAGCUCGGCUCCACGCAAGAGUCGCAACACCGCCUCUUGACCGAAAUAAAGAUAGCCUCGAAACUCACAGAGCUACGAGAUGGGCUAGACUACUUCACGAACGGCUUCGUGGAACUCAAGAGCGUCACUUGCGUGUUCGACUCGUAUCCCGAAGAACUCCUCGAGGCCCGAGAACGAGCAGCCCGAACCCUGCCUGAUGAGCGCCGAGACGGAAAUGAGUCGGUUCGAACACCACGAGCGUACUUGGCCUGGCACAUGUCGUACGGCGGCGUUCCUCUCGACCAGCUCAAGUUGGACAGCACGGUGCAGAUCUGGAGCAUCCUCCACCAGGUGGCGAUGUCCCUGGCCGUGGCCGAAGAGGCACUGCAGUUCGAACACCGGGCACUCUUGCUGCGUCGUGUGCUCGUCAAGUACACGUUGGAGAAGACCACACGCUUCACCAUCCGCGGCCGCGACUAUCUCAUCGAGACGUGGUUUAUGGAGGCGUGCAUCUUGGGAGGAGCCUCGGCUCGUCUCAGCGAUGGUGACACAGCAGUCCUCACGGUGACUGAGGACCACUUGCACGAGCCGAUUGACCGUGCUCUUCCAGACGUCGACUAUAUUAUGAAAAUGAUAGUUAGGAACGACUGGCGCGCAUUCUACCCGCAAACCAAUCUUCUAUGGCUGCAUCACGUGACGAAGAAACUACGCCGGCAAUACAAGCGGGCAUUCGGCCGCUACAUGAACGACUUCGAGAAAGUGUUCUGGACGGACAUCGGCAGCUGGAAGCAGGAGCUGCUGCAGUACUCUUCGCUAGCCGAGUUCGCAAACAACCUCCCCGACGUCCGAGCGCAAAGACGCCAAGGGGGCUUGACGACUACGACGACGCGCUGAUUGCGCGAGGGCAAACACGUCUGCUCGAAAUUCUUUCGGCAAUAUUGCUGCAGCCUGUCGUGUUCCCUUGGUAUGACACUUUCGUAAAGUGCGGGGUGUACCUUUGAUGUCUGCCAAAGACAAGUUUAAAGCAGAGCACUAACUAACAAUUGGCGCUUUGCUGGUGGCUGGACUUUGGAGAAACGAUUGUCAUUUGACUGUCAAAAACAGUACACUCACUCAGCCUUGCACAGCUGUUAAGGCGUACAACCACACCUAACCUUCUUUUGAACGAAGCUGAUGCCCAAUACCAAGCUUAGCGGUAUAAAACUAAUAACUAACUCUAUAACAGUUUUGUUAUGAUAGCGGUAUACUUUUGGUGUUUGUCAAAAGGCCACUCGUGCUUAGAAUGUGAGAGCGCGGCUUGGGUCGCCUUUCAGCGAAGUUCACGCUUUAUCGUAAUGCGGGUCAUACUGCCCCAGCCUGUCUUGCUAUCUUCAUUAUGGAUUUGUAAUGUUCAGCGAACCCUUGACGUUUGUGAGAAGUCUCUCGCCACGACUGUGCGAGAGUAUAUGGACCCUUUUCACGGCGACCCCGCGGACGCCAACAGGUUUGAUCACGUGGUGACACGUCUGUUAGCUGUCUCAGCUGCCUCCCCCACCUCCGCGUUUUCAAUCGGUUGUGCACGACGCACUGAUGCGGAUAAGCAAACCGCUAUUUCAGCAUAUGUCGUAGGCGGUGACUGGGUGGACGACACUCGAAGCUUUGGCCACCGAUUCCGAGAACACGCAAGCGCUUUUGCAAAUUAUUGUGCCUUGUCCGAACGGCGCCAGCAGCGUGUACAUGCCGUGCUUGCGCUUUAACUUAAAUUCCGGCAUUUUACGCGCCAAAACCACCAGUUCAUUACGAGGCAGGCCGCAUUGAGGGAUUGACCACCUUCGGGUUUCUAAAGUGCGCCCAAUGCAAAGCACACGGGCGUUUCUGCGUUUCACCCCAAUGUAGGAAAGGCCAGGAUUCGAUCCCGCGCCUUAGGGCUAAUAAUAGCGCCGCGCCAUAGCCACUAUACGUCACCACGGCAGGUUGUGCUUGUACUAGAAGCGGGGCUGGAAAUGUUUCCCUGUUGGGCGAACUUUCCGCUCAUGAAUUAAAUCAAUGUCCGAGCAUUUUACUAUUCGUUCUUCAUUUGGCUAACACUUUGAAGCAGCGGCUUGUCAUAUUUUCGAUUCGGUAAAAUUCCUGAGUGCGGUCACUAUCUGAUAUGCGACAGAUUUUGUUCUUGCUGCGCAGAAUGCUUGGAACGUAUAUGUUCUUCACUCUGUAAUAGCUCGUAGAAGAGAUCUAUUAUGGCUACUUACUCGCUUACUCUGUGGACCGUUACGAAGCGUUCAGCUUAAGACAAUCGUAUAUUGUCGAUGUAGUAGCCGUAAUCCAUGCUUUGUGGUGUGCUCACCCGUGCUUUUGGGACAAAGGAACGACAGCACAGUAGUGCAAACAAUCACAGGGGCAUUUAUUCCACCUUUUAUAAACCAACAUACAGCCAGCCGAAUAAUCGAUAGCACAUGCCGAUGCACGCACGACAAAUCUAGGAAGUUUGACUCGCCGCGACUGGAUAGCAAGCGAAUAUGCUCGCCCCAUGCUGGACACCAACGCCAGGUCGUUCGCGCGUACGGUCACUUGAACGGUGGCGCGUUUCAACAAUCGUGUUUAUCCACUCCGGUGUAGGCCUCCCGAGACGGUCUCGCAGAAGCAUGGACCCGCGCACGCGCGGAGUAUCCGCGCCGCUUGCCAUGCCGGAGUCAAAAAGGAAGAGCCGCCUCCUUUUUAACGCCACCUAACCCCGCCGUUAGGUGACGUUAGCAGAGCAACACUCAUGCCAUCUCUCGUAUUACCCUGCACGCAUUAUCCUGCAGUAGCCUGCAAUAUCCUGCUCUCGUAUUACCCUACAAUCCGGCUUCGCCGCGUCGCCGCGGCCCCUGUGCGGGAAAACAACAUAUCAAAGGACGCGGGAGAGUGGCGCAUCCCCACAAUUUCAGCGCAUUAUAUCUAGUGUGCGCAUCAUCCUUUAUUCUUGGUACGUUGGCAAUAGAUUGGGCGCAAGUUUGCGUGGGUGUUGCGGUGGAUGUGUGUUGAUAUCAUGCGAACAAUUGACUAUGCCCGGAAGCGGCGUUACUCCCUUUGUCACACUGUAACGAGCGACGCACUCACUCUUGCCUACGUUCCUGGGUUUAAGUGCUUUCUUUGAAGGUUAGCGGGACAACGCUGAUGGGCGUGUGAAUUAUUUUAUCCUCGAGGAAAGCCGUGCAUCGCUAAAGGCAGGCGACACAGUCGGUCCUUAUACAUCAGCGAUCCGUGGAGUUUGUCACGCAGAUUGGUUCCAUUCCUUGAUAUGCCAGUCACUGUUUUUGCAGCCAACUAUUGCCCACGCCUUCCCUCUACAGUACUACAUUUUUCAGCAGGAAUGGGUCGCACAGUGCGUCAGCAAGCACCCCGUCGCGUUUCCGACAGCCGAUCACGCAGUAGCAAAACUGAAGCGGUAAUGGUGUCGGUAUUGCUGCGGCUUUCGCUGAGGCAACGGGAAGGCGCGCUGUCGAAAGAACCAUCUCGUUCCAUAAGAGCACAAGCGAACUGCUUCCCUACCAUCAGGGGUCUGUCUGCAGGCAGCGAGCAUGGCCUUCCAAGGCACCCGGUUCCUCGAUCGGUCAAACGAAGCGCAUCCAGGCUCCCAAUACUCGACGCGACUUUCAUUCGAGUUAAUCUACAAAUACGCUUCUUGUUCUUUUUCUUUUUUUUUUAUUUUCCUAACCGUUCGAAGACUAAUCAAGCGUAUAAGGAGUAGCUUCGCUCUCAUGCACCCUUGUAAUCGUAGAAAUGAAAUUGAAAGAAGGUUAAGAUUUAUUUCGUAUUGUUUUUGUUCUUUGUUCUUUGUUGUCAUUUUUUUCCACUGUUAUAGGUAUUUUCAAAAGAGUGAAGUACUGCAAUAAUGAACUUGACACGCCGAGAAACGGGCAGCCGCAUAUUUCAGUUAUCUCCUGCACGGCAGCGCUUCUCUGCGUUUUCAUCAACUAUGCGUUCAUUUAGCACACCUGGCGCCAUCUUCUCAUAUCCACGUCUGACUUGGCAUCUACAUCGCUUUGCUUUCUGUCACUUCGCCUUUACACUAACCCUCUGUAUUAACCAUUUAGGCAUGUGCGUACGAGCAUUACUUCGUCUGUUGUGCUUAUUUCUUCAUCACCACACGUUCGUAUAGAAAAUUGCUCGUGGUUGCAACGUAGAGAGACGGCACAUAUGAAGCCCAGAUUCCUACCUUGACGGUGUGCCACUGCAUGUUUGUCAUUCGACAAGAGAUUACUUCGUCGUAGGAAAAAUUUUAACUGAAGACAGCCCACCUGCAACUUAGACAUUAGCCGUUAUUCUGAACCGCCCCAAAAAACGGACGGCAUGCAGUGCCUCAACGCCAGGAAUCGGAGGUCCUCUUAUUGCACCGAGCUUCGCCUUUGCCGCGGUCAUAAUUGGCGGAGGACAAAAAACAACACAUUGUCCGUUACGCCAACAAUGCGGUAUGGGAACGUUGUGUAAAAAUAUUUAUUUAUUCCGCUGCACCUGCGUUCAUGCGUUCAUAGGCAAUGAAAUCAGCUUGAUGAGCUUAUUUUCAAUCCACGGCUACACUUGACGUAGAGUUCCUAUGAUUAUUUUCCAUAAACUAAAUUGGUUGCAACAUUUUUCUGCCACUUUUCAGCAAUUUCCCCGCUUACGGAAGCCUUUCUUCCGGCAACAGUAGCGCAUUUAUUAAAGCUGGACGGCGGGUCAUCAGUUUAGGUCAACUGAAUUUUUCCCUCUAGCGGGAAAUCGCCUUACACAUACAGUGCGGGCAAGACUUGACAAAAAUUAGUGUUCCAGUAAAAUUAACUCCAUCGCUAAUUUCUCUUACUUAAAGAAAGCAUUGGUGUAUGAUGGGUUGCCAUCUAUAAAAAAAAAGAAAGUACGAUUUGUAGGCUUCCCUGUGUCAUUUUUGUGGCAAUCAUUGCUGGAACACUAAUUAAGACAUUCCCUCUUAAUUUGAUCCGUACUGUACGCACGGUGCUGCACCGAGCGUUGUCUGGCCGGACCAGUGCUUCUGCGUCCUCAAGACUCCAAUUACGACCAUGUAUGAACUCUGGCACGUGAACUGCAGGGCCUGUGUCAUUUACCGAAUCCCAUUUCCCUGUGGAAAGAGUUGCAUAGGACAAACCGGUAGGAGCAUUAAUGAUAGGCUUAGAGAGCACUGCAAUAAAGUUAGCAAGGUUUCGCCGUUUGGCUUCCUCGCAAUUCAUUGUCACAAAUGCGCAUGCGUUCCGCGAUUCGAAGAUACAGUUAUUAUCAGGAGAAGCAAAUGCGAAUUCACUUGGCUCAACAUUGAAAGUGCUCAUAUUGAAGAGUUUGGCAAAGCUUGUGUCAGCCAUUCUUCCCUGUCACUAUCAAAAAAAGAAGAGCUGGAAUUCCAGAACCUGCGUUAAACAUAAUAGUUGUUGCUUAGUCUCCAAGUGCGCUGUACUGUCAUUUGCUCUGUUAAUCUUGGCAGUAGCCGCAUGCUUCAAAACGAGAAAAUGUGAGGGUAUCAAAGUGGCGUCCAUCCCUGAAUA
This is a messenger RNA of Dermacentor albipictus, 6631 nucleotides long. Its product is annotated as serine/threonine-protein kinase haspin-like. Gene Ontology annotation, cellular component: nucleus; cytoplasm. Gene Ontology annotation, molecular function: histone H3T3 kinase activity. NCBI's taxonomy places the organism in Eukaryota, Metazoa, Arthropoda, Arachnida, Ixodida, Ixodidae. Gene Ontology annotation, biological process: intracellular signal transduction; mitotic cell cycle. The record is from RefSeq and is a predicted model, not a curated record.